CCAUGCUUAGAAACUCCAAAGUUUUCUCAUGUCUAUCCGGCUUAUUCGCUAACUUAACGACGAUUGAUGGCGUAACAAGAAUGAAUGUACUCUCUGCUUAGAAAUAAUCCAAUUAUGAUAUUUAUGGUGGCGUACAGAGACGCGUACAGAUGGCUGGAGGAUGGUGGAGAAUAGAGAUAAACGAUACGACGCAAAUGCAUACAUCCUACAUUGGCUUCAACGGGUUACCCCAGCUGCAGUGUGCCUUUUGGUCAUGUGCUCGCGAUCCCUUCUUUAGGGAUGCCCACAUUUGCAUCCGGAGGCAGUCCAAUUUCGUCUUUACAAACUGGGCGUUUCGAGCAGAUCGAAUGAAAUCAACGCUCACGCUUAUGCCCUACGGAAAAGUUUCAACCAGAAGAGCUGAUUAUGGACAUUGGCCCAGACAACACUGAGGAACGUAUGGAACAAGGUGAUCAUGAUGAUGGCUCGUUGGGCAGCCACUCGUCGCCCGACGAUAAUGACGAGCUUAAUGCAGAGCAGAUUUUACGACUCGAACGAACACUUGCCGACGAUCCAUUCCAUUAUGAUUCACACUUGCAGCUCAUUGCGCUACUUCGCGAGGGAGACGAUCUCGAUAAAUUGAGGGCAUCUCGGGAAGCAAUGGCAAAAUUAUUUCCACUUACACCGAAAUUGUGGCUGGAAUGGAUUCGAUCAGAAAUAAAUCUCUGUCUUGAUGAUGACGAGAAGACAAACAUUUUGGACCUGUUCCAACGCGCUGUAAAGGACUACACGUCGGUUGAACUUUGGUUAGAGUACUGUCAAUUUUGCAUUGGGUUAAUGGGCAGUCCAGGUGGUAUUGAAAGGGUUCGAUCUGUCUUCGAGGACGCUUGCAAUAAGGUUGGCUUACAUGUCACUAAAGGAGCGUUUAUCUUUGAGGCGUAUAGGGAGUUUGAAUUGGCCAUAUAUGCGACAAUGGCUGUUAGCGAGCCGGAUGCAAAGAAGGCUGAGGAAAUUGCGGUGCAAAAACGCAAGAUACAGUCCCUCUUUAGUAGACAGCUGUCAGUGCCUUUGUUGGAUAUGGAAAAGACGCUGGCGGAGUUUAGGGAAUUUCUUGGAAGUCAACCCGACGAAAGUGUUAUGCUUCUUUACAACAAAGCUCUAAAAAAGUUGGAGACCAUUCUUCCUUUUGAAGAGGAGCUUAUGAAAGUGGAGCCAAAGACUGUGCAUUAUGAGCCGUACCUCGACUUCGAAUUAAAAGGCGGGGACGCCGCGAGAAUACAGAUGUUGUUUGAAAGAGCUAUUCUUGAUGAUUGUCUUAAUUCAGCUCUUUGGGACAAAUACUUAAAGUAUUUAGACUAUUCGCUGAAAAUUGACUCCCUUUCUCUUCCAGUUCAUGAGCGAAGUGUUCGAAAUUGUCCCUGGGCAUCAGCUUUAUGGGUUUCAUAUUUGACGUGUCUCGAGAGACUACAAUUUAUACCGUCGAAAAUCCAGUCAGUUGUUGAUGAAGCAUUUCAGGUGGGGUUUUCGAGUGGCUCAGACUAUUUAGCUAUCUGGAUGUUCCAUAUUUCUUCUCUUCGAAGGCAGAUCGAUAUGAAACGGCCUGAAGAAGAUGUCCUUGCUAAAUUACGUAAUUGCUUUGAAAAAGCCCAAGAGCACUUGUCGCAAUUCACCGAGGAAGAUUGUUCGUCAACCAUCGUUCAGUACUGGGCGAAAAUAGAAGCUAAGUUGGGUAAUUUAUCUCAAGCUCGAGAAUUAUGGAAUCAAGUGACACGACAGGGAGCUGCCAGUGAUGCACAGACGUGGCUAAGCUAUGCCACAUUUGAAAGGACGUUCGGUGAUGAGAAGCACUAUCGCAAAGUUCUACAACGUGGCAUGUACGCUGUCACCGAUUGGCCAGAGGCUCUUGGGGAACUGUGGAUUCAAUUUGAGCUAGAGGAAGGAUCUCUUGACGGUCUCUUAGAGGCGCAAGCUAAAUACGACGGUCGGAUGAAAGUGGUAAACGAAAAACGGCAGCGAUGUGCAGCAAAAGAAGUACUCAAAGGGUCACAGGCCAAAAAUGAUCAUCAUGAAAGUGAAACUGCAUCCACAUCUAUGAAGCGAGACAAAAAGCGCAGAGCUCAAAAGGGUUUGUCACCCACUGACGACAAAAAAAAGGCUAAAUGGGAGAACUUUGAUGAUGAGGGGUUCAAGGUGCCACUACCUGUCGCUAGCCUUGCAACAAAGUCGACGCCGGAAAACGAACAAAGACAACACGGGGUAGGACCAGCAGAGCCGGACCCACUCAAGGAUGCGCAAACGGUCUUUCUUAGCAAUUUGGCUUACGAAGUCAAAGAACAGAGUAUUCUGGAGUUCUUUAGAAGUGUUGGUGAAAUCGAAGAACUUCGGCUCGUUCGAGACUAUAAAAAGCGGUGCAAGGGCUUUGGCUAUCUCGUAUUUAAGAACAUACAUAGUAUUGCAGAGGCAUUGAAGAAGGAUAGAGGCUUAGUUGACGGACGGCCUGUGUUUGUGUCAAAGCUAAAUGAACGAAAACAGUUCGCCUACGCAACAGAAUUGGAAAAAAACAAGCUAUUCGUGAAAAAUAUCCCGUUUGAUGCAAAAAAAGAAGAGCUACAAAGCCUCUUUGAAACCUGUGGUUCGGUAACAGAGAUACGAUUGUGCACCUUACGGAAUGGCAAAUUCAAAGGUAUGGCCUAUGUCGACUAUAUCGAUGAUACAGCAGCGUCUGCCGCUGUCGUAAAAUACGAUGGUUACCAAUUGCGAGAUAAAACACUCUCUGUAGCUAUUAGCAAUCCUCCAUCAAGGCAGCCCGCCACGGACAAGGCGACGGUACCCACCCCUGUGCCAAAAGGUUCAACAAUGAAAAACCGCCUUUUCGUACCGAGAGCCCUACAAGUGAAGCCUUUAACAGCGCAGCUUUCCGCCACAACAUCUGCGAUCAAACCGCGGAGCAAUUCCGACUUCCGGGAUUUAUUCCUUAAACCGGCGAGUGCAGCAGCAAAAUGAUUAAUUAAAGGUAGCGAGUAUGGCCUCUGGGCACGACAGUAACACAUCAAAUUCCUAUAGGUAACUCAGAGUCGUGUGUAUAUAAAUAUACAUUAUCAUACAUUGUCAUGGUACGCUAAGCAGAUUACUCAGGAGCUCAUAUAUGAAUACUGUGUGCGUUAUUCUGCAACAGCUAGAGAUUGAGGUAAUACAUGUAACAGAAUAAUAUAGGACAUACAGGGGUGAAAAUAUUAUGAACCGGACGGUCAAAUGUUUUGACGGGAAGCCGUUAAGAGAAGUGAUUGAAGGAAAAGAUUGUUAUGAUUGUUCCGAGAGGACAGAAAGAGUGUUGUGAACGUUGAAAUGUCAUCUAGAGGAAAAAAAUAUACUGUCUUGCAGUGGAACACUCGAAUAGCUGUUUUUCUUGAUUUAAUAUAUAUACAUAUAUAUAUAUAUAUAUAUAUAUAUAGAUAUA
Messenger RNA from Varroa destructor (honeybee mite), 3436 nucleotides. Its product is annotated as spliceosome associated factor 3, U4/U6 recycling protein-like. Gene Ontology annotation, biological process: RNA processing. Gene Ontology annotation, molecular function: protein binding; RNA binding. The record is from RefSeq and is a predicted model, not a curated record. NCBI's taxonomy places the organism in Eukaryota, Metazoa, Arthropoda, Arachnida, Mesostigmata, Varroidae.